UACGGUGUGUAAUGUCAAUGUCAUGUGGGUAUGUCAUAGUGACAUAUAAUUAACAACAAAAUUGAAUCAUCAUAUAAAUUUAUUCAGUUUUAUUGUGCAAGUGUUUUGUAAACAGCUGUUUUAAUACUCGUAACUAAAUACUUUCAAUAAUGGAAAAUUUUUCAUCUUACCAAAACAGUAGUCAGGGUCGAGAACAGGAUUUCCAAAAGCUUUCUGAAAAGAUUGGCUCUAGUAUUCAAAAAAUAUCUCAAAAUGUUUCUUCUAUGCAACGAAUGAUAAAUCAAAUUGGUACACAUCAGGAUUCUCGAGAUUUACGAACACAAUUACAUACAAUCCACCAGUAUACCCAACAACUCGUUAAAGAUACUAUUGGUUAUAUUAAAGAACUUAAUGCUAUACCACCAGUUUCAAUACAAUCUGAACAACGUCAGAGGAAAAUGCAGAAAGAAAGAUUACAAGAUGAAUUUACUUCUACUCUCAAUGCAUUCCAAGCAGCUCAGAGAAAAGCUGCUCAAAAAGAAAAGGAAGAGGUAAACAAAGUAAAAGCUCAGGCAAUGGGAGAUCCAAUUUCAAGUUUCAAAAAAGAUCCCCAGCUAAUUGAGUUGCAAGGUGGUAAUGUUAACAAAUUUCAACAGCAAGUUCAGAUGCAAGAUGAAUCUGAAUUAGAAUCAUUACAAGAGCAAGAAAGAGCAAUCAGACAACUUGAAACCGACAUAAAUGAUGUUAAUCAAAUAUUUAAAGAAUUGGGAGCAAUGGUCCAUGAACAAGGAGGAAUUGUUGAUAGCAUAGAGGCAAGUGUUGAGAGUACACAAGAUUAUGUUUCACAAGGAACACAACAACUACGAGAAGCUAGUAAUUACAAAAACAAAAUCAGAAAGAGAAAAUUAAUAUUAGCAAUCAUUCUUGGAGUAAUAUUGACAAUUAUAGUAAUUAUAAUUAUAUGGCAAGCUAAAAGUUAAACAUUUUGCGGAAUGUGUGACAUAUGUCAUGUUAUUGCUUUGAAGAAUUAAAUUUAAUUUGUUUAGUAUUAUAUAAUCCAACUCUUUUUAUUAUAGUAAGUAGCUAACAGGACACUUAAAGUACUUUUAUUAGUUACAAAAACAAAACUAUCAUAAUUUUUAGUCAAAAUGAUCGAGAUUAUGUUGGUGUGCGUGUACCUUUUUACAGGUCAUUUAACAACUUCAAAGCAUUAACAAUGCUUUAGAUUGUUUUAAAAUAAAUAUAAUUAUUAGUAUUGCAAACAACCACUCCAUUAGUUAUUUCUUAUAAAUAUGUAUAUUGUUUUAAAUUUAUAAAUACAGAACUGAUG
Messenger RNA from Agrilus planipennis (emerald ash borer), 1309 nucleotides. RefSeq names its product syntaxin-7. Bases 150 to 959 code for a protein of 269 amino acids. Gene Ontology annotation, molecular function: SNARE binding; SNAP receptor activity. Lineage: Eukaryota; Metazoa; Arthropoda; Insecta; Coleoptera; Buprestidae. Gene Ontology annotation, cellular component: SNARE complex; membrane; synaptic vesicle. The record is from RefSeq and is a predicted model, not a curated record. Gene Ontology annotation, biological process: intracellular protein transport; vesicle fusion; vesicle-mediated transport. The transcript has 6 exons.